AUGCCAGCUCGUCGGUCUACUGCGAGGGCUUCGAGCGCCACGCCCAUCAGGAAUGCAUCUCCCGCCAAACGAUCAACCCGCGGUGCUAGUGUCCUAGCAGUGCCGGACUCUGCGACUGUGAGGCGCACGGGUAGGAGUGCUUCUCAACAGCCAGGCGCAUCGGAGAUCAAUCUCAAUAACCCAAGGCUUCCUGAAGUGCAAAUCCAACAAUCCUAUGCCUAUGGUUCAAGCAAGACACCUGUACUUCCUACUCAGCUGGUGGCUCGAAGUCGGAUGAACUUGAGAGAACUUGCUGAUACGAUUGAUGCUGGAGUAGAACAAGCUCAGCAGCACCUUCAGGAUCACCUUGAAGAGGCACAUGCUAAUCUACAAACCGAUGCUAGAACGGAACGAGCAGAACGAAGAGCGUCCCGAGAAGCUUCAGUCGCAAGCGAUGAUAUUGAGAAAAACAAAACUCGACGGGUCGAGGCGUGGGCAAAUUCACUUGACAGUAGUCAACUCGACGAAAUUCCCGAGGAAGACAGCAGUGAUGAAGCAAGCAACCAUGAUGAUGCUAGCCGGAAGGACACAGAUCCGUCGAGCUUUCCUAGUGGGAUAUUCGACCAUAGCUACAAUUACGAAAGAGGUCUUCGAAAACCUAACAUCAUGAUGCGUAAGCCAGAAGCAUCGAUAUUUCAAAGAGCAUCGACGAAAGCAACCCGUGCCAUCGAGGCAUCACGACAACUCCUCUCAACGACAUGUUCAGCUGCGCUUCAUUGGACUCAUGGCCUGUUUUGGGCAUUUUCACAAGCCAUUCGUGAAAUCCCAAAUUCUUCAAUCAUCGCUUUCAUUGUUGUCACUAUCCUGGGCCUCCUUCUGGUUAGCAUGACAGGUCUCAUAUUGUGCUACACAUACAAUACCCAAAUAUGUGAUCCACUUACAGCCUCUCCAAUUGGAAUGACACUCCAGAAGUACUGUGGGUCCUGUGUUAGAAACCCUACCUCUGGUAUCAAUUUGACUACCGGGAAUGGAGAGGAUCUAAGGAAAUUGACCGCAGCAAUCAACAACAUCAACAGCCAGAUGCGAGCCAUGGAAUCGCGGCUGACCGGAAGAAUCGAUAAUGAGCACGCAGCCGUGGACAAGGAUUUCGAAGUACUGAGGAAACAACAACUGGAACUGUCAAACCAAAUCUCAAGAUUUGGAUCCGGAAGUCCCAAGUCUGCUCAUGAUGUUGCCUCGCCGGUGAUUCCGAAGAUUAAUUACUUCGCACCAAAUAAUGGAGCGAUCGUUGUACUGGGCCCUACAUCACCAACAAAGGAGAAACCACUCUCCUUCAUAAGAAGGGUUCUUUUGCGUGCCGUUUUCUCGACAUAUUACAAGACCAAGGGUCCCGAGACAGCUUUGGAGGCCUGGCAAGAUGUCGGAGACUGCUGGUGCGCAUCGGCGAUGCCUAGUGAGCAGGACUCGAUGCGUUUAGUUGUUCAAACCUCCGAAAUGAUCUUUCCGUUCGAAUUGGUGCUCGAAAACUAUCCCAAUGCCGGCUCCCUCUUCCCUGGAUCGAUUCCGAAGAGACUAGAACUCUGGGCCGAUUUUGACCAUCUUGACAGCCUGGAGUGGGACAGGCUAGGAAUAAGACAUAUGCAGGGAAACAAUCCGUUCGGUCCCACCUAUGCAUUGAUUGGGCAAGCUGAGUAUGACGCCUCUGACGAAGCAGCCCACGUUCAGGCAUUCACAUUGGAAGUGAACCAGGGUCAAAAUGAGCAUCACGCUCAGAAAUUCGUGGUUCGAGUUCUAUCAAACCAUGGCUCCGAUCAUACCUGCCUAUACAGAGUCCGGUUACAUGGCAUUUCGGCCAACAAGACCAAAAAUUGA
Exophiala aquamarina CBS 119918 is the source of this 1851-nucleotide messenger RNA. RefSeq lists its product as uncharacterized. The transcript has a single exon. Gene Ontology annotation, biological process: nuclear envelope organization. Gene Ontology annotation, cellular component: meiotic nuclear membrane microtubule tethering complex; nuclear envelope. Gene Ontology annotation, molecular function: protein-membrane adaptor activity. NCBI's taxonomy places the organism in Eukaryota, Fungi, Ascomycota, Eurotiomycetes, Chaetothyriales, Herpotrichiellaceae. The record is from RefSeq and is a predicted model, not a curated record. Bases 1 to 1851 code for a protein of 616 amino acids.